AUGGAGGACGUGUCUGCCCCGCUCAGCUGCUCUGAUUGUCAGCGCCACUUUCCUAGCCUCCCAGAACUGGUACGGCACCGAGAACUUCUCCACCCAUCUCCCAACGAGGACACUGAGGAGUCUGAUUGCAUACCCCGGCCCUACCGGUGUCAGCAGUGUGGACGGGGUUACCGUCACCCAGGGAGCCUGGUCAACCACCGCCGGACCCACGAGACUGGCCUUUUCCCUUGUACCACCUGUGGCAAGGACUUCACCAAUCCCAUGGCCCUCAAAAGCCACAUGAGGACUCAUGCUCCUGAGGGCCGCCGCAGGCGCAGGCCUCCCCGCCCCAAAGACGCCACCCCAUGCUUCCAGGGCGAGAUGGUGUCCACUGACUCAUGGGACCAGAAGCUUGGCCCAGAGGAAGGCUGGGAAAACCAGACAAAACAUACAGAAGAGACACCUGGCUGUGGGUCUGGGCCUGGCCCCAGGACAGCUCCAGGCACUUGGGAGGAUCCAUCCACUAGACAAAGAGAAGUCUGGGAAAGCCAGCCAGAUCCUGAAGAGAGUGCAAAACGCUGGGGGGCCACUACCAACUCUGCGAGAGCCCCACCUCUCCCCACCCCAGCCAGCAGCCUCCUUAGCAAUUUGGAGCAGUACUUGGCUGAAUCUGUUGUGAACUUCACAGGGAGCCAGGAACCCACCCAGUCCCCUCCUGCUGAGGAGGAACGACGAUACAAGUGCAGCCAAUGUGGCAAGACCUAUAAGCAUGCUGGCAGCCUCACCAACCACCGCCAGAGCCACACCCUAGGCAUCUACCCUUGCGCCAUCUGCUUCAAGGAAUUCUCUAACCUAAUGGCUCUGAAGAACCACUCCCGGCUCCAUGCCCAGUAUCGGCCUUACAGGUGUCCCCACUGCCCCCGUGCCUUCCGGCUCCCUCGGGAGCUGCUGGAACACCAGCAGUCCCAUGAGGGUGAAAAGCAGGAGGGGCUGUGGGAAGGGAAGGGGAUACCAACCACCAAUGGGCACAUAGAUGAGAGCAUUCGGAACCAGCUCCCUACUACACAGAUGCUAAACAGCUCUGGGGAGCUCAGCACCUCUGGGGAGCUAGAGGACAGUAGCCUGGAAGAAUACCGACCUUUCCGCUGUGGGGAAUGUGGACGCACUUACCGCCAUGCUGGGAGCCUCAUCAACCACCGCAAGAGCCACCAGACAGGUAUCUACCCAUGUUCCAUCUGUUCCAAGCAGUUGUUCAAUGUGGCUGCCCUCAAAAACCAUGUGAGGGCUCAUCACAGACCCCGGCCAGGACCUGGGGAAGGUAGACAGUCGUCAGUGAUGUCAGGUGGGAACACCUCAAAAGAAGAAGAAGAUCCUGCCACCCUGGAUUAUCGCCCCUAUAAGUGCAAUGAGUGUGGUCGAGCCUAUCGCCACCGGGGGAGCCUGGUGAACCACCGCCAUACUCACAGGACAGGAGAGUACCAGUGCUCACUCUGUCCUCGCAAGUACUCCAACCUCAUGGCCCUGCGCAACCACGUGCGGGUACACUGCAAGGCUGCUCGCCGCAGCGCAGGCCCAGGAACCAACGGUCCCCCUAGCCACAUCAAGGUGGGAGCAGAGGCACCCCCACAUAAAGAUCAGGAACAUGGGUGUAAGCGUGAAGAGGAGGCCACUGAUAACGCCCCAGCAGCAGGUGGGACAGCACCACAGAUCUGUAGUGUCUGUGGGCUGCUCUUUGAGGACCCUGAAAGCCUUGAACAUCAUUGCUGGACCCAUCGGGGAGAGAAAGGGGAAAACCACCGGGCAGAGACCAGGGUAUCACCUCCUCGAGCGUUCUCCUGCCAAGACUGUGGAAAGAGCUAUCGUCACUCAGGCAGCCUUAUCAACCACAGGCAGACCCACCAGACGGGGGACUUCAGUUGUGGGGCCUGUGCCAAGCACUUCCACACCAUGGCUGCCAUGAAGAACCACUUGCGACUUCACAGCCGGCGGCGGAGCCGGCGGCACUGGAGGCGGGCUGGCAGUGCUGGUGGGGGUGGGGGUGCCAAGCUCCCAUCAGCAGAGGACUGGGCCCAGGAGGAUGGUGAGAGCCCAGAGUUUCCCCAAGACCUUUCAGAAGAAAGUCCGAGUGGGGCUGAAGACAACUUGGAUAGUGACGGGGACUGUUUGCAGGCUGAAUCUGAGGGGGACAAAUGUGGGCUUGAGCGGGACGAGGCCUGUUUCCAUGGUGAUAAAGAGACCCGAGGCAAUGAGGAAGGACUGGAAAGAAAGAACUGUUUUCUUGAGAACUUGGGCAUCCCAGGAGAUGAAGAAGGCAGUGGGGCACGCUUCUGUGACAGCCUCACUGAGGUGAAUGAAGACCAGAAACCAGCCACAGACCUGCCCAAGCCCUCUUCCUGCUCUGCCGAAGCAGUCACUGGCUGGCAGGCUGAGGCCUCCCAUACAUGUUCUGACUGUGGGCAUUCUUUCCCUCAUGCCACCGGCCUGCUGAGCCACAGGCCCUGCCAUCCACCAGGCAUCUAUCAGUGCUCCCUCUGCCCAAAGGAGUUUGACUCCCUGCCUGCCCUGCGCAGCCACUUCCGGAACCAUGGGCCUGGGGAGGUGAGCUCAGCACAGCCUUUCCUCUGCUGCCUCUGUGGCAUGAUCUUCCCAGGGCGGGCUGGCUACAGGCUUCACCGGCGCCAGGCUCACUACUCUGGAGUGAUUGAGGGCUCAGAGGAGGAAGGGGAGGAGGAAGGAACAGCAGAGGCAGCCUCUACCCAGAGCCCUCCGUUGCAGCUCUCAGAAGCUGAGCUGCUGAAUCAGUUGCAGCGGGAGGUGGAGGCACUGGAUGGAGCAGGUUAUGGGCACAUCUGUGGCUGCUGUGGUCAGACCUAUGACGACCUGGGGAGCCUGGAGCGUCACCACCAAAGUCUGGGUGGUGCAUUUGGGAACACCAUAGACAAGGCACCCAGCCACUUGGGAGAGACAGGUAAUGGCACAGAGAUGGUUACAGAUAGUGUCUGUGAGGGCACAGUGACCUUAGUCUCUGGGGAGGGUGCAGACAUGAAGUCUGGAGAGGGAGUAGGUGCCACAGUUGCAGACAGCCUUUGCAUGCAGGGUGGUGAAAGUUCCCUGGAGGCCCAGCCCCGCCCUUUCCGCUGCAACCAGUGCGGCAAGACCUAUCGCCAUGGGGGCAGCCUGGUGAACCACCGCAAGAUCCACCAGACUGGAGACUUCAUCUGCCCUGUCUGUUCCCGCUGUUACCCCAACCUGGCUGCCUACCGUAAUCACCUACGAAACCACCCCCGCUGCAAAGGCUCUGAGCCCCAAGUUGGGCCCAUCUCCGAAACGGAAGGCAGCUGUGAGCCCCAGAACCUGGCAGAGGAAGGCCUGGGGCAGGCAGAAGUGGAGAAGCUCCAGGAAGACCUUAAAGUGGAGCCCCCGGAGGAGGUGGCAAGGGUGAAAGAGGAGGUCUGGGAGGAGACCACUGUGAAGGGGGAGGAGAUGGAGCCAAGGUUGGAGACCGCAGAGAAGGGCUGCCAGACUGAAGCCAGCUCUGAGCGGCCCUUCAGCUGCGAGGUGUGCGGCCGGUCAUACAAGCACGCGGGCAGCCUCAUCAAUCACCGGCAGAGCCAUCAGACCGGCCAUUUCGGCUGCCAGGCUUGCUCCAAGGGCUUCUCCAACCUCAUGUCUCUCAAGAACCAUCGGCGGAUCCAUGCAGAUCCCCGGCGUUUCCGCUGUGGUGAGUGUGGGAAGGCCUUCCGACUGCGGAAACAGCUGGCCAGCCACCAGCGAGUCCAUGUUGAGCGGCAUGGGGGUGGGGGCUCCCGAAAGCUGACUCGGGAAGAUCGGCCCUUCCGUUGUGGGCAGUGUGGGCGGAGCUAUCGCCAUGCUGGGAGCCUCCUGAAUCACCGGCGCAGCCACGAGACGGGCCAGUACAGCUGCCCCACCUGCCCCAAGACCUACUCCAACCGCAUGGCGCUGAAGGACCACCAGAGGCUGCAUUCAGAGAGCCGGCGGCGGCGGGCAGGGCGGUCCCGACGAGCAGCCGUGCGCUGUGCCCUCUGUGGCCGGGGCUUCCCUGGCCGGGGCUCUUUGGAACGGCACCUGCGGGAGCAUGAGGAAGAAACCAAAAGCGAGCUGGCCAGUGGCCAGGGAGGCCCAAAUGGCACCCAGGGAAGUGAGGGGAACCUGGCUGAUGCCCGAGGACUCGAGGGCAGAUCAUGUGGUAAUGAGACAGUACUUCCGCUGGAGGAUGGCGCCAUGAGGCCAGGUGAGCAUGGUCAGAGCCCCGUCAGGGCAGCAGGUGCAGAAGUCUCAGAGCCACUCUCUGGGGGGGGGAACAUGGGGAAGGCAGAUGGGUGUCAAGGAGACAGGGGACCAGUGAAUCACAACGAAGGUUGGGUUCCUCAGGGUCAGGUACUGACCAGUCCAAAAGAUGAGUCAGGCUGUAGUUUCCCCGGCCCUUGCCACCUUGGCAACAGCCAGCCCAGUAGACUUAGUAUGAGUCAUGGAGAUAGCUGGGACAAUGGAGACAGCAGCUCUCAGCUUCAGCCAGAGAGCUGUCCCUUUUCCUGUUGCCAAUGCGGCAAGACCUACUGCCAGUCAGGUGGCAGCACCCCCCAGCCAGCUGGCCACUGCUGUCCGCUCUGCUCCAUGGAAUUCUUGAACCCUGUGGCCACCAAGAGCCAUAACCACGACCACGUAGCUGCUCAGACUUUUGCCUGCCCUGAUUGUGGCCAGGCCUUUCAGUCCCACCGGGAACUAGCCAGCCACCUGCAAAGUCAUGCCAGGGGCCUCAGUCAGGUGCCACUCCAACAGGAGGCCAGGGAUCCCAGAGCUGGGACUACAGAGGACCAAUUGGGUCUCCGUGGUCAAGGGAGAGCCCAGGAGACCCCAUCAGAACCCAUCAGAGCUCCAGGAGAGAAUGUUGGGAGAGCUAGUAGAGGGCGAGGAGUUAAACCCACGGUGGCUGAAGACGAGGAGCGGCCCUGCUGUGCCCAGUGUGAGCUCUACCACCGUGCUGGUAGCCUGCUGAACCACCAGAAGGCCCACGCCACUGGACUCUAUCCCUGCUCCCUCUGCCCCAAACUUCUGCCCAACCUGCUGUCCCUCAAGAACCAUGCCAGGACCCACACGGACCCCAAGCGCCACUGCUGCAGCGUCUGUGGCAAGGCUUUCCAGACAGCUGCCUGGCUAGAGGGCCAUGGGCGGGUCCAUGCACCCCGGGAGGGGCCCUUCACCUGCCCCCAUUGUCCCCGCCACUUCCGCCACCAAAUCAGCUUCCUGCAGCACCAGCCGCAGCACCAGGAGGAAUGGACAGUGGCAGGCUCUGGGGCUCCAGCGGCGGACAGAGGGGCCUCGUCGUUGCCCCCUCCACCUACCCCAGCUCCACUCCUGGACCCUUCACCCCAGUGGCCUGCAGACCUCAGCUUCUCCCUCUGA
Messenger RNA from Orycteropus afer afer, 5403 nucleotides. NCBI's taxonomy places the organism in Eukaryota, Metazoa, Chordata, Mammalia, Tubulidentata, Orycteropodidae. The record is from RefSeq and is a predicted model, not a curated record.